AUGAAUAAUCUUCCCUACCGUAACCAUAGCGCCUUUCGAUCGCGACGAUCGUAUCCUUCCCUGCACCAUGUCUCUCUCGCUCCACUGAAUCCUCGAUUUCUCGCCGACGAGGAGGAGGAGGCGGAGGCGGAGGCAGGGGUUCCUGACUACUUCAACCAUCCCCACCACAAUCACCACGACAGCCCGGACCCGCCCACCGCAAGCGGGUCCCGCACGCGACACCAUCCCCGGAGCAAAAGCUCCAGCCGCAUCCACCACGCCAGUGACCCCAACCUGCAAGCCCGGGGUGCGAGCAGCCCCCUCCACCAUCACCAUCAUCAGCACCAACCUCACCAAACCCACUACACUAGCCGUAGCACCCGGACCCGUCACCCUGCAAACCACCGUCAAGACACAGAAUGGAUGCUCCGCGCCGGCAUCGCACUCGCGUCCUCGACCCGCGAAGAAAAGGGCCAGAGCUGGCUCGUGAAACGACAGAGCUCGACGAGCCUCGUCUCCGAUGACCAUCAACUCACUGCGGCCAAUUCCCGCUCCAGACGGGCUUCACGGUCCCGCCCCAGCAGCCGAGUGGCCAGUAGAGCAGACCUCGCCAUGACCAGCCUCGGCAUGACCACUACCGCAACAUCGACCGCAGCCUCCUCCCGCCGUGAAAGUAGAACGCCCGAGCUUCUGACCGGCACCAGCACCAGCACCAAUAAUAGCACGCAGAAGACCGAGGAACAACAGCAGCAACAACAAACCCGCCACCUCAUCCCCGACUUCGUGGACGAGCGCAUCCGCGCCGAGAUGGCGUCCAUCCAACGCGACGAGAACGCCGCAUUCGACGAGGAGGAGGUAGAGGACGACCUCUCCUCCUUCACCUCCGACUACCCGUACCUCGACUCGGGCGACGAGUCCGACGAGAUCGACGAGCAAGAACUGCAACGCCUCACGCGGGAACGAGGCUUCGGACUCGGCAGCUGGAUCGACCGCAUGGUCGAAUGGACCCUAUUCGGCGUCGAGGACUGGCCGCUUUCCAUUGGUGGUGCCGGUGGCGGCGACAACAACAACAACACUGUAGUCGAAUCCCGAGCCAUCACCAUUGCGGACCACCAGCCCACCCCAUCCGCUGAUAACCCUGAAAACAACACCUCAUCUACCCAUGUAGCAGCAGCAGCAGCGGCGGCGGCGGCGGCGGCGGCGGCGGCAGCAUCAACAACAACCUCACCAUCAAUUGCAGCAGAUGACACCGACACGAUCUCAGUCGCCGAGUCAGAAGUCCUUUCGGUCUGUGAGAAGCCAGGAGACCAAGGCGGCUGGGGCGAUGCAAGCUGGCUGUUCCGGGUUGUGAAACGUGCGCUGUCUUGA
This is a messenger RNA of Aspergillus uvarum CBS 121591, 1347 nucleotides long. Its product is annotated as DUF3984 domain-containing protein. The transcript has 4 exons. The record is from RefSeq and is a predicted model, not a curated record. Bases 1 to 1347 code for a protein of 448 amino acids. NCBI's taxonomy places the organism in Eukaryota, Fungi, Ascomycota, Eurotiomycetes, Eurotiales, Aspergillaceae.